Messenger RNA from Akanthomyces muscarius, 549 nucleotides. RefSeq lists its product as uncharacterized. NCBI's taxonomy places the organism in Eukaryota, Fungi, Ascomycota, Sordariomycetes, Hypocreales, Cordycipitaceae. Bases 1 to 549 code for a protein of 182 amino acids. The transcript is spliced from 4 exons. Gene Ontology annotation, molecular function: acyltransferase activity, transferring groups other than amino-acyl groups. The record is from RefSeq and is a predicted model, not a curated record.
AUGAAAAAUGCUAAUUGCCCGGCGGAACUUUCAAGUCUUGUGCACCUGGGGGGACCGCACCAAAGUGACUACAAGAUGGAGCCAACGUGGACCAUGCAGGACUCUGGAGGAGAGCAAGGCCUGGAUGGCGGGCAUCGUUCCCAUACCGUCAAUCCUACAGAGAUCGCCGAGAAACACUGGAAAAUGGCAGGAGUCGUUACGCUAUUGCCUACCAAUUUCAAGCUCGAAGACGAGGUCGAUGACUGCGUGCGCGGACCCAAUGACCCAUACAAGGCCGUCGAGCUUGGCUAUCUGUUUUUGCCGGAGGUUUGGGGGAAGGGUUUCGCAACUGAAAGCGUUCGGGCCGUGCUCGAUGCAUACCGGCACAAUGUGACUACUGACUCGCUAUACCCUACAGAAAUCCAGGCCAACGCACAUGCCCAAAAUGUAGCAAGUCGGCGUGUGCUCGAAAAGAGUGGCUUCAAGGAAGUUGGCCGGUUUGACGGUGAAGCCUGCCUGCCGCUAGUGGAUGGCGCGAAGAAAUACACCGUGGUACACUUCCGCGCGUAG